Messenger RNA from Drosophila santomea, 450 nucleotides. RefSeq lists its product as uncharacterized. NCBI's taxonomy places the organism in Eukaryota, Metazoa, Arthropoda, Insecta, Diptera, Drosophilidae. The coding region runs from base 1 to 450 and encodes 149 amino acids. The transcript has 2 exons. The record is from RefSeq and is a predicted model, not a curated record.
AUGGGAUUUGGGCAGCACAUGAUAGUAGACGGGAAGUCGUAUAGAAUUAUCAGAGAACUAGGACUGCUAGAAGAUAGAACGCAGUUUGAUAAGGACGACUCGAGGGAUAUCAUCAUGCGUACUGCCCAGGAUGCGAUGGACGUCCAGAGGCAAAGGAACGAGUGGUCCUACAAUUUGAGAAUCCGAUAUAUAUCGUAUAGACCUGGACAGGAAGUUUGCCGCCGGAACUUCCAGCAAAGCAAUUUUUGCAAAGGUUUUAGCUUAAAACUGGCUCUGGUCUUUAUAAAAUCAACAGUUCGGAAGAAGUUCGGAGCGGCGUAUUACGAGAUCGAGGAUCUCCAGGGAAAAGUUAUAGGCAAAUACCACGCUAAAGACCUAAGAAUACUGACUCUGGGAACGCUGACCGGAGCAAAAGCAACCAUGGAAAUUACGGACUAUACGGACGUAUAA